AUGACCUUGGAAGAUUUCUUCACCCUCACCGAAAUGAAAAAUGGUCUCACAACUUGUGGAAGAGUCGAAGAGCUUAUAUGCGUGAUGCAAAAAUGGAAUUGUGUUACGAAUAAUGUAGGAGACGCGGCGAGGCAAUGGUCUACUGUUGCCAGCACCCUCGCUUGCACGAAAAGUAGGGAAUGCCUUUCUCUCUUUGUUCAUUUAAAUGGGUUAGGCUUUCUAAAUCAUUGGCUGCAGGAAGCUGUUAAAUGCAGCAUAGAUAUUGUUGACGGCGAGGAAUUGAUUAACACUUUAAUAGAAUCACUCGAGAAGCUCCCUACAAACCCUGAAAAGUUGAGUUCAUCCGGAAUAUUUGCAACGGUGGAGAAGCUUUUGGGCCACAAAAAUGCAAAUAUAAAUGAAAGAGCGCGAAUGUUGUUUGAUAAGUGGAAUAAUGAUAACGAAUGCCAAGAAAUGGAGAAAAAUGGUUCAUGUCAUGUUGAUAGUUGUACACCCUCCGUCGAGUUCAAACACGCCGUCGAUGAAGUUGUUGACAAAUCUUCUCGUCAAACAACUGACGAGGAAAGUCAUGAAGUAGAUUCCAGUCUAAUACAAAACCUGUCAGUAAUGAGCGACAAUGAUUUUCAGUUAGGGGAUGUUGAUGAUCGAAAAUAUUCAACAACGAACCAAACCUUGCCAGUGAUUGCUUCUGCCAAAAAUGAUGUAUCUGAUGCCGGCCAAGAGAAUUAUGCUGUUGAAGAAGGAAAUUUUAUUCCUAAAUCAGAAAUAGCAUUUCCCCCUACAACUUCAUCUCCUAAGAUUCAUGUCAAAGAUGAUGAUCCGUGCAACAUUUCAGUUCGGGAUGAUGUGAUGGCAGAGGUGAACGAGCGAAAAAGUGACUCAUGGGAGGUUAGAGCGAAUCCUAAAGUUGUUCGAAGCGCAUCGUGCACACUAACACUCAACAAAGGAAAUCUGGAUCGAUCAGAUGGUAAGGAGGUCAUUCAUAGGUGUGCUAGUGUGGAUGGGGUGUGGACCGAAUAUUUAAAGACAAUGGGUGUCAAAUCAGGCGAACAUGAUUCAAGCUCCUGGAAAAGAGAAGCUACAGAAAAUAGUGGUGAUGCAGAAAAUAGUGGCGAUAGCGACCCCUGUAAUGAGGACCCUUCGAGGACAUGUGAAGGAGUCGAUACAUUUAUCUACGAGGAACCUUCUAAAACUUCAAAUGAUCAGGUAAUUCGAGAAAUGGAGAAAAGUUCUGAUUCAGAAGCUGAAUCGGGAGAGAUGGAUGCAUUGGAAAUUGCUCGUCUAGUAGCAAUUGAAGUUGAACGAGAGGUUGUUGAUUACAGAGAGGAGUUAUGUAGCUCUUCUUCUGAGUCCAGCUCAAAUGAGGUUAUCAACAAUGCAAGUCCUAUUAAAGAUGAUUGUGAUGUCACUUCUCCUCCUAAGAAUGAUGAUCGCAUGGUUGUAGAAACAGCUACAGAUCCUUCAAAACAGGACCAAAGCCCAGAAUUUCAAAAUGAAGCAGCUGUUAUUCAGGAUUCUAGAGCUAGAACUGAAAUGAGAAAAUUUGAUUUUGAUUUAAAUGAGGAUGCCUGUACUGAAGAUAUUGAUUGUGCAGUAGAUCCUAUUAACCCAAGUAUUCUAAUGAACUUGUCUGCACCAAUAGCUGUUUCUGCUUCCAAAGGAGCUCCUUCGUUUCUGAUCACUCCGCUAUGUUUAGAAGGCGGAUUGGGUUGGAGAGGUUCCGCUGCUACGAGUGCUUUCCGCCCCGCAUCUCCUCGAAGAACUUCUGAUGGUGAAAAGUCCGAAUCAGGCUCAAAAUAUAAACCAAAUUUGAUAGAAUUUGAUUUAAAUGUUACAGACUCUGGGAAUUAUUUACCAUUGGACACUAUCGCAGUACCUGUUUCUUCUGGUAUACCUUCGUGGAACUCAUCGUCCGAAGUCAGUUCGCUGAAGCCGGAGAGGAUAAAACUCGACCUUAACAAUAAUGGAGAAGAUCAAGCAACACCAUCUCACUCACUGCUCGUAAAGCCUUAUUUCGUAAGCAGUGGCCAAACCUCUUCUCCAGCAUCGUCAUCAUCGCGCAAACAACCACCUCACAAACACUUCGACCUGAACGACAAUCUUUUUUCAUCAGAUGCCGCCGUUUCCAAACACAUCAACCUCUCCAAGGCGGAGAACCCCCAUGGAGUUAGAACUGACGAGCCGAUAAUCACGAUCAUGGGCUCAAGGAUGUCGACGGCGGACAGAAGAAUUCACCCCAACCCAACACAUCCAUCCUGCAUACCGAACGGAUUAAACUUCGAUCUCACUUUGCCUACCGGUCCAAUCCUACCUUACCCACCUCACCCAAACUAUGGUUACAUUGCUCCGGGCACCGGAAUGGCCGUACCUUUCCCGCCGGCGGGAGAUGGGGCUGCUCAACCUAAAGAAGCUCUUCACCUGACUAUCGGUUUUCUGUUUAAUAUGACUGGCUCCCUUCGUAAACAUUGA
Messenger RNA from Phalaenopsis equestris, 2469 nucleotides. RefSeq lists its product as uncharacterized. The coding region runs from base 1 to 2469 and encodes 822 amino acids. Lineage: Eukaryota; Viridiplantae; Streptophyta; Magnoliopsida; Asparagales; Orchidaceae. The record is from RefSeq and is a predicted model, not a curated record. The transcript has 2 exons.